CAUUAAACGGUGUUUCGUUUAAGCAGGUAAAAGAUUGUCCUUUUUACUUAAAAUUAGAUAAAAUUGUGAGCUUAUCAACUGGAUUCUUGCAUACACAGCCAAUGAUGUCGCACUCGGGUGUUCUUAAUGAUGUAGACCGAUAUAACAACGUUUUACAAAUCGUAAUGCGAUGUUGCGUAAAAAUCAAAAGAAAACUGUUAUCAACAUUUGCUUGUUCACUUGGAUACACGUCUAUUGACCAGUUCCUUGUGAAUGAAAAAUAUGUUAUUCUUAAAAUGCCAUUUGCGUCCUCACAACAAAGCCAAGACCUCUUAUAUCCACAGCCGUCGGGCUCCCCGACAAAUAUUGAUCAAUGGGACAUGUCUCUUUUGAACUGCGUUUUUACCCAUAUUCAAAGAAAGAUUAUUAUCAGAGAAAUAAAUAACCCCAUAGAUGAUGAACUUAAAACUCACAAAGUAAAGGUUCUUGCGACCUCUGUCGGUCAGACAAAUGAAUACAAGCUUUAUCCUAAGUCAGGAAAGCCAACGGACUUAGAAGGAUGGACGAUGCCAAUUUGCUCAUGUCUUUUAUCUGUUCUUUUUCCAAGACCCCAGCCACUGAUUGUUCAUUUGGCACAGUUGUUCAAUGGUAUACGAGAAGUAAGGAAUGAUCUUUGUCAUACUGAAAGGGCCGAGAUGUCAAUACCUGAUUAUAAUAAAUCUUUGACAAUGCUUUCCUCAUUUAUUGAGACUGGUCUUCGCUUCAUCGAUGAUUGUCACUUCAGCAACGAAAUGAGGCAAUCUUAUGAGGACAUAAUUAAUGGAAAAAUGAACAGUUUUCUAUUAGAGGACCAUAGAUAUCUGAAAAAGUCUUACGACCGAGACGAGGAAUUCACCAAAAGAUUGGAAAAUAUAGAAAAGGAAGUGAAAGAACUGAAAGAGACAUUUCAAAAUGGCAAUGGAAUUUUGACGCUGCGGAUUUUUUUCGCAAAUUUGAGCGAUGAACAGAAACAUCUCCUCUAUUCAACGUACUUGGAAUCCUUUUUGAAACGUUUACAAACCAAUACGCCACAGAUUGAGGAUAAGGAAAACGAACAUUUGAAAUUGCAAAUAAUUCAUGCUAGCGACCAGGCAUGGGAUAUUUUGAAUAAUCUUUUUGAAGGCAGACAGGUUUUAGCGGCCAAGAAAAAUUGUUUUGAAGUCAAACUAGGUUUUGAUAGCAACUUAUGGAUGUGGAAGUUUAUCAAGGACUACUUAUCAGGACGUUUAGAUACAUUGUUUGAUCCGAUUCAGACUGACCUGAGAAAUAUUGAAGGAUUUGAAAGUACAGAAAUCAGAAUCAUCUUGCCCAAUGUUUUCAACUCUCUGAGAAUAGCAGGUGUGCAGGAUCAAGUGUUCAAAGACAACAUGCUAUACGUUGUUGAAGUCCUGUACCAAUGCUCGCUGUCGGAAAGUCUCCAAUCAAAGGGAAAAGCAGCUCAAAUUGCCAUGGUCAACCAAGGAACACAGACAACAUUCGGAACAACGAUGAGCACAUCAUCACAUGAAGAUGCGGAAAAGGGAACGGAAUAUACGAUGAAGGCAAUGGCAGAACGAAAUAAUGAACAUUGGCUUGGCGAAUUUGGUCCGUCGUUGAAGCAGAAUAAUAAAGACCUUCCAGAAUAUGUAGCUGAAAGUCCUGUGAAUUGCGGGGAGGAGGCGCCUGUUUUGAAACAAGACCCCAGAAUGAAUUUACAAAGUUAUAUUUGUGAGUCCUGCUCAAAAGUACAGAAAAAGGUUCUGAGUAAAUCAUUCUGCACCGAUUGUAAAGAGGCUUUGUGUGAUGAAUGUGCACAAACACAUACAAAAGAACACAAAAUAAUUCCAAAAGGUCGAUUCACGAAGAGCACUGCCGAAUCCAAACUUCAGCUUACCGUUGAAUCACCGAUUCAAAUCAAACGUUCAUCCGACGUAUUUGAUUGCUGGUUAACCGGCAUGGUUCUAUUACCGGAACACAAACUUUUGCUGGCUGACUUUGACAACUCAUCAAUCAAGCUUGUUGAUCUUCAACUUUGCAACGUUAUGUUCGUGUUGAAAUUAUCCGGUAAACCUUGGGACAUGUGUCUUCUUUCCAAUGGUAUGGUGGCUGUGACCAUUCCAAACAAAGCGUAUAUACAGCUUUUGAAAGUUGAUACAGAAGUUUCUUUGGCCAGCACGAUAGUGGUUAAUGGUGACUGCAGAGGAAUAUCUUUUUAUGAGGAUAGUUUGAUAAUUUCAUACCGCAAAGGGGAAGUUGAGAAACUCCAUUUGAAUGGAACAGUUAUCAAGACAUUGAGCAAGAAUAGCAGCGGGAAACCUGCGUUUUCAAGACCAUUCUAUCUGACAGCAGUAUCUGAGAAUCAGGAAGGGGCGAUUUAUGUGUCUGAUCACCUCAAAAACAGCGUUACGAAGUUAGACAUGGAACUAAACAUUCUCCAGAUAUUCUGUCAUAGUGAGUUGAAAAAACCAAUGGGCAUGACAGUAGCUGAUAACUAUUUGCUGAUAUGUGCGAAAAAAACUGGCAAGAUAAUAUGUCUGGAUAUGAGCACGGACACACUUUGUCCGAUUUCAGUGUUAGAAGAAAAGAUACCAGAACCGAUAAAUAUUUGCUUCAGUCCACUUAUUGGCCAGUUGUUUGUUUCCGGUGGAGAGGCGGAUUCGGACAUCAUGAUCAAUGAAGUGCAAGUAUAUAAUGCAUCCUAAAUUGCAUUCACAAACAAGUGCUAAGUGCUAUCUUUGAAUUACGGAUGUUAUUCCUUUUAUUUUGUUGGUGUUCAACCUCAAGCGAAAAGUUGAUAUAUUGAAUACUACAUUAUGACAUUUGGAGAUCUCAAAUACAUCUAAGCACAAGAUGACUGUUAACUAUCAGUACAUUUACUUCUUACUUUGCAUGCCAUUGUGCUGAUUUGUAUUAUCUUGCGAUACAUGGGUGAGAAAAAAACAUGAAUUAUAGUGAGAAACUUAUUGCGAUAAAUGUCAUUAAAAUAACAUUAUUUCAAGGAAUAAAGGCAUUGUUUAAAUGCCUAGGCAGUACACUAUUACGUUAAUACUCCUUUUUAUGUAUUUCUGUUUUGUUAAAGUUGCGUGAAAAAUUGAUAGGUCUAUUGUAUGUUAUAUACAAACAUAAACUUAAUCUAUUUGAACUGAUUGUUUUGACCAAAACAAAAUAAUGACAAUGUAAGCUAAUUUUAUCCUGUGUGAUAUUGUACUAAUUUUUCAUACAUUAUUGUUUAUGUUGGGAUAUGUUCUGAUGCGUUCGAAUGUUAUAAAAAUAGCAAUUUAUGUGAAAUUGCAUUGCCGUGACAAUUUUCGUGUCCUUGCCGUUUCGCCGAUUCAUUCUUGCUUUAACAUACUGUCCUUUAAGUAGCAUAAUUGCAAGUUAUAAAACCGAUCGUAGAAAAUAUUAAACGUAAUUGUUACAUACAUAAAGCAAUCUUUAUGUUAUGAAUUAUCCAUUUUCACUAAUUUUAAAUUCGAAUGGAGAAAUUAUAUUCUUGUUUUUAGAAUUUUAAUUUUGUUACUGCAAGGUCAUCAAUUGGUAAGCACUAAUGCACAGCCUUUUCAGCGACAAAAACGUUUAAAGGUGAUUCAAUAAAUUAUAUUUUGUAUCUUAAAUGUAAAGUGAAACUCUUAUUCAAAAUCAAUUCAUACACCUUUUUAAGAAACAUAAAUUUUGAGUGACAAAACUUUAACUACUUACUUAAUUAUGCAUUUAUGUAAGCAAUUAAGUGCUCAUAACAAAAUUCAAACCGUGUAUUUAAUAGCUGAACACGCAAAGGAUAUUAAAUAAUCGGGGAGAGCUUCACGAUAUUGUGCGAUCUACUUUCGUCUUAUAAGGUAGAAAUACCGUGUUUUCUGCACCCUUCUAUAAAAAAACUCGGUAUUGACAUUUUUUUAACCGUUUUGGUAUGUAAAACAAUUUGAAAAAUUGUGGUCAUUCUUAUUUUGGAGUAAGAGCGCAUCUUUAAAAUUAUAUAUAUUUAAUAUGUAGAAUGAAAUUUGUUAAAAGGUUUGCCAUUUGUAGAAAGACGGUACUGUUCUUUUUUCAAUAUACAAAACGCACUGUCCUGACUAUGAACAGUGAAAAGUGUGUACACCUCGCUCGGACGGCAUUUCUUUCCUUCCAUUUUUUUAAACGUUUUUUAAGUCUCAUUUUGUCUGUUUAUUCUAAACCAUGUUCGUAUAAAUUUGUUUAGAUUAUAUAACAUGUAUAAAAAUGAUUGUCAUAGUCAAGUAGGUGAAUGAAAAAUAAAUACUCAUAUUAAUCUUCCAGGUCAUCUUUCGGAUACUAAAAAUAUUUAGAUGUUCAAAAUGGGGUCUUAAUAAUGAUAUUCCAACAGAACGAAGGUUAUGUGAAUAAAGUCAAUUUGAAUGUACUGAAAAUAAAUAGCAUUUUCAUCUAAUUUGUGAUUUCUGGGAUAAAUCCAAUAAAAAAAUAUUUAAAAAAAUCCUAAUGUUAUCAAGUUGAGAUUGCUCAUGUCAUCAUAUGUUGUGUUUCUACAUAUUUCUAUCGUGCAUUUACUAAAGGAGGUACGACAGGAAGAUCACUAUCCAUAUGAUAUCCAUAUUUUGUAUAUUAUUUCAUUGUGUUUCAUUGUACUGUUUCACAAAAUUGUUUAUUUUUAUAA
Mya arenaria is the source of this 4624-nucleotide messenger RNA. RefSeq lists its product as uncharacterized. The transcript has 8 exons. The record is from RefSeq and is a predicted model, not a curated record. NCBI's taxonomy places the organism in Eukaryota, Metazoa, Mollusca, Bivalvia, Myida, Myidae. The coding region runs from base 102 to 2699 and encodes 865 amino acids. Gene Ontology annotation, molecular function: zinc ion binding.